Messenger RNA from Besnoitia besnoiti, 15012 nucleotides. RefSeq lists its product as uncharacterized. The coding region runs from base 1 to 15012 and encodes 5003 amino acids. The record is from RefSeq and is a predicted model, not a curated record. The transcript has 11 exons. Gene Ontology annotation, molecular function: histone H3K36 methyltransferase activity; protein binding. Gene Ontology annotation, cellular component: chromatin; nucleus. NCBI's taxonomy places the organism in Eukaryota, Apicomplexa, Conoidasida, Eucoccidiorida, Sarcocystidae. Gene Ontology annotation, biological process: regulation of DNA-templated transcription.
AUGACUCCAUCUGCCGGGUCGAGGGCUCGGGCGCCUUCGCCGGCAGGCGAGACGCGCGACCACGUGGGAAGCCAGAACGAUCAAGACAGGGGCCGGCCGCCUGCGUCAAGGGCCAGGAGGACCCGCGCAAGCCCCCCCGUUGCCCCGGGGAGACUCUUCUCUUCAAGGCGACCUCCUCCUCGGGGACGCGCCGGCGCCGAAGCGAGAGUCGUCUCGCCACAGCGCGACGCCGACCGAGGUCCGGCACAGAGAAUGUCCCGGAGAGGGCGGGAAGGAUCCACUUCACCGUCCGCUGUGUAUCUGCCCAGUGCAAACGACGACCGCGUAGCGACAGUCGAGGAGACGAAGAAAACGAGGUGGGGAUCGCUCUCGGGGCGCCGACCCCGGCACGGUGGGGAGGUCCAGGCGUCUCGUUUGUCUUCCUCGCAGCCGUUACCCCAUUCUCUUUUUCCUAGUUCUUCCUCAUUUGGUGUGUCGUUUCCGCACUCCAGUGCUGCCAGGAGUAUCCGAAGCGCUCGUCGCCACGGCAGCGCAACUCCUCAGAGGGUGUAUGAGGCGGGCGCCGCCCCUCUGGAGCCCAGAGACGAUAUGCCACCGCGGUCUCUUUCAAAGCCGACGGGAGCGGGUCAGGCGACGGUGUGUCGUAAAGUAUUUCCGAGUCGACCAACCCGAGAGCAGGAGGCGUUGCCGCCUCACGGCAUGGAUCAGGGGGGACAUGCGUCUUCUUCGGAGCGGCUGGGGCCUUCUCUCUCUCCGCGGCCUCUUCGGCGUUCGUCUGCCAAGGCGGAGGUCCCAGCGCAGAUGGCCUCUCUGUCUCAUUCGUGUGCCUCAGGAGGAGGGCUGCGACGUUCCCUGCGUUCUCGCUGCCGGUCGGUGCCGACUUCGCCUCUCCCUUCCCCGUCCCCUUCUGCCUCCGCGUCCUCCAUCAGGUGUCUCUCGUCGUCAGCGGUUCCUGCGCUGUUUGCCUCGCUGCCUGAUUGCUCGGAGAAGCGAAGGGCGGCGCGGCUGGUGCAGGAUCUGCUGGAGGCCAGGCAGAAACGAGAAGAUGCAGAGCGCCAGGUCGCGCAGCUUCGGAUGCAGCAGAGGGCGCUGCGCGCGAGGGUCGGCGAGCUCGUAGAAGGCAUCGACCCGGAGAUCGGCGCGCGCCUGCUCACCAUGAUCGCCUCCUCUUCGCCUGCGCCGCAAGAUCCAGACACCGGGCGAGAGUCUUCGCAGCCGACGCGCACACAGGACAGGCGGAUGCGGCGGACGGAUGCGCGGAAGGCAUGUGAAGCCAGGGACGACGAGCGCGACGGGGAACACGGCCACCCCGAAGGAGUUCAUGGGCGGGAAGAAGACAUUUCGAUUCACCUCACGCCGGACGACUCAGACGGAGAAGGGAUCCACGAAAAGCUCUUCGCGCUGCGCCAGAAACACUUGGGCAGAAGAGGCCACAAGCGGAAACCGUUCCCUGCGUCCUCCCCGUCGCCUCCGUCUCGUUCGCCGCUCUCCUGGUCCCCGGGCUCUGCCUCUUCUCCUCCGCAGCUCUCGCACGCGACUCCGUGCCCGUCUUCUGCUGCGCUCCCGCGUGCCUCGCGUACUCUGCAGCGCGUAGUGGCGGCAGGCCCUACGAAUUGUGGUCGGCGCGCGAGGGACUGUGCGAAUGAGCGCGCAGGCGCCUCGUCUGUUUCGAAUGGCGAGGCAGGCAGACUCCGCGGUUGCCUGAGUGGGCUGCGUAGAACGCGAGGGCUCGCUGCAGACAGAGAAGAGGCGCUCCAGGCGUCUUCGGAGACAGCCUCGCUGGGCAGGCUGGUGCAGAAGAAGCGAAGAAAAGGGCUUUCUGAGGACAGAUACCAACUGCGCACACAGAGGGAGGGAGGGAGCAUUGCAGGAGUGAAACAACCUCCCAUGCGAGACGGCAGCGAGAGAAGGAUUCUCCGUUCGUGUUCGUCGCCUUCUUCUUCGCCUAUGAGCCGACCCCGCAGCCCGCCCUUCACUCGGCACAAAGCAGCGCUGCUAGAGAAAACACUGCUCGCGGAAAAACCAAAAUCUCCAGAGCAACCUGCAGAGAAAGCUCUCGUCGCACACGUGCCCCGGGCACGGGAAUCGUCACGCGACGCAGAGUCUCACGCGCGCGAAGGCCCCUCCGGUGGCGUCACGGCCAGCGUGCGACCGCCUUGUUCGACGGCGAAAAGGAGACAGAGCGUCAAGGCGGACGCCAAGGCAGACCACCUUGCGAACGCAGAUGCAGAGUUUGCGAAGGCGAGACAUCGUGAUUCCUUCGCAGGCAAAUCCCCUGUUUCCCUCGAAAAAAUGCAAGAGACACUUGUGGAGCUUCCGGCGCUUCGCGCUGAGGGAGAGAAGGAACUCGGGAGGGAGGAGCUUCACAGCGAGAACGACGCUGGCGUUCUGCCGUCUGGCGCCGCCUCUCCACGGAGGCAAGAGAAACGGGCGACUGGCAUUCGCGGUCCCGCAGAACCGCAUGAAAGAACUUCGCCGCCGGCGGCUGCGAGUCAAAAACAGAAGGAAGGAAGAAACAAGGCGUCGCACGAGGGACACGCGCGAGACAGAGAAGCCAGAGAGGGCGACGAGGAAGUGGAUCGCGAGAAGGAAGACGAGUAUCUCUCUCGGCUCCGAACGAGAAGCAGCUGCCUUCGAGAUCCACACGCGCGCUGGGUCGCGCGCUGGCUGCAGGAGCUCUAUCGCUGGGACGAAGAAGUCGAAGACAGCGACGGGGAGGCCUCCUCCUGGCGAUGUGCCCUGUCUUCUUCCUCUGCUAUAUCGGGACCAUCUUCCUCGCUUCCGGGAAGGCUUAGUGAAGAGAAAGAGAAGCCAGGCGCGUUGUGGUCCGCCUCGCGGCGCUCCUGCCGCCUCGCUGAACGCGCGCCUUCUUCCGUGCCCGCCGGGGGAGAUAUCGGCACGCUCUUUUUGCUUGCCCUCUCGGCGGAAGGGGAGCAUCACCAGGGAAGCCAGCAUCUCCUGUCUCUGCUGAAGCGCUUUUCUUCUCCCGCGGCGUUGUUUGGAAGCAAGAAGGCGUUGCUACAGAUGAACCUGGACAGAUACCUCGGCGCCAAGCGGGACGACCUGUACGCCUUUCUUUUCAGCGCCUGGGAUCGUCGCUCGCGGUGCGUCGCGAGCGGCGGGAAGCGCGAUGCAAAGGACAGGGCCCAGUCCGAGGGCGACGAAGGAGAAAGCGAGGAAGCAGAGAGAUGGAAGGCUUGCUUCUCGCUUCUCUUGGCUGCUGCAGCCCUCCCGGCGGCGAGUCUCCGCGGUACACACCGCCUGGCUGACCAGCACCACGUUCUGCGGUUUCUAGAAAUCUCUGAGAAGCAGGUGCUUUAUUCUUCUCUUCGACCCGGUCCCUGCGCGCCCGCGCUUUCUCCUCGCCAUCCGGUCGCGACUCUUCCUGCAAACAGCAGGGGGGCAAGGAAGCGGAGAAGAGAAGCUGAGGAGGCCACGGCCUCUAAAGAAGACUCAGGGGAUGAAUGCCGCGGGACACUGGAAAUAGGGACUGAUGUUCCUUUCCUGGCAGCGGAGACAAAUUCUCCAAGUACUCCUGAUAGCGAGGUGAAGACAGCACGCGGCGUCCGAUGCACCGCCUGGCAAACUAAAUUGCCUCCUGUGCCUCUCGCGUCAAACAGAUGCUCCUGCUGCUGCUGUUUCCAUAAGCUGUGGUCCGCGUCUUCUUCUGCGACCUCAACGGCGUCGCCAACACAUGAUGCACCCGUGUCUGCUGUGCUCUCUUCGCCUUCGCUCUCUCCUCCGUGUUUGAGCAGUGACGCAGCCCCUGCGCUACCCCAGGCUCCUUCGGCUCGCGCCCCUGGCGCCCAUGCCGCAGACAACCGAAGAGGGAAAGAGCUGCUUGCGGGUCUGCGGCCUACCGCAUGCGAUGCGGAGGCCUCGACAACGCAGGAAAAGGCUCCGGCUGCCCACGAGUCUGAAGGCACAGUCGUCCCGUGCGUCGCUCCACCGGCCUCUCCAGCUCAGGUCGUUGCCUUCAGCGCCAUGGAAGCCGCUCGGCAGGUUCUGGGGAAAAGGCUCAGGAGGCUGAUGGAAGAGAAUGCGGCGAUCCGCGCUCGCGCCGGAGGCGAUGGAGGACGCAGCCCCGAGCGCGGGGGCGCUCCUGCGCUUCCGUGCGACUUGCAAGGCGAGAGAGAAGGCUCCGAGGGACGCGUGGAGGACCCGAGGGAGCCAGGCGAUGAGCAGCCCGAAGUCUCGCAGCAUAGAGGACUGCAUGCAGGCAGUGGAGAGGCAGGAGGCCACGGGGGCCACCUUCCGGCCUCGCCCAAGGCGUCGGAGGGACAUCAGGGCGAUACGCGGGUCCGCGGUUCGUCUUCGUUGGCGUCUGCCUCGAAGAAGAUGGGCGCAGACAAGCAGACAGGGGCGCGGAUUAUGUCACUGGUGAAUCAACGACUCCACAGCCUGCGGAGCUUCUUUCCCCUCGUGCAGCGGCAGGCUGUCUCUGUCUGCAUGCACUUCCUCGAAGAGCAAGACCGGCGGGUGCGGACAGACGGUGGCGGCAUGCGUGGAGACGGCCGAAGCGAAGACGCGGGCGAGAACGGGGCGCCGGGAAUAAAUUGGGCAGCGAACGAGAGAGAGGCGCGAAUCGGUGCGCACAGCGAAGCACGCGAGGGGGGUGCUGCGCAGCUGCGUCAGUGCCUGGCAGACAAGCGGGAGCACACAAGAGGCACGCCCCCGAGGACAGAAACAGACGCCGUUCGAGGGCACUCCCAGGGAAUCUGCCACGGGACAGGGGUGCUCGCGGGGCCUCUGAAAGGCGUCUGGCGAGAGACGUGGCUGGAUGGUCACCCGGUGUGGGUCGUCGCGACGGAUGUGGAUGAUAAGGACGAGAGCGAGGCUCACGGCAAGCUGCUGAGUCUUAGCCAUACACCUGGCAAGAACGAGGCCUGUUUUCGCCAGAGAGAGCAAAGCGUUUUCCGGUUCCACGCCGACCGCGUUGGAGGCGACACCCCCAGUCUGCUGGCUGCGGUUCUUCUCCGGCUGCUGCUUCUUCUCGAGCGGCAUUCGCCAGGCCACAUCGAGCCCGCCAGCGCGACUUCGCCGUCCCUUUCGUCCAAGUCCCCAGCCUAUGCUGCGCCGCCUUCUCGGGUCGCCCCCGUGGGUGCCGCAGGCCCGUCCUCGCUCGCUCCGGCCGCGUCCCUCGAUCUCCCUUCGCUUCCCUCGAUUUCCGCAGGCGCCGAGAGAGAAGAAGCGCGUGCUGUGGCUUCUAGUCCGGCGCCUCGCCGUGGAUGUGUCGGCCCCUUCAGCGUGCCGCCUGAGGAGAGGAGGCAGGGCACCUGGAGAACGACUGCGCGAAGUGCUUGGUUUUGCGCUGCGUCGCUCUCGAGACUCGAGGCACGACUGGAGGAAGCAGAGAGAUCGGCGCAGAGAGAGAAGACGCUGAGGGUCUUGCCCGUGUGGAGACAGUUUCCAGGGGUCGACUUGGAAGCUGUGAUUUCCGCGGAUGGUGCAGCGAAAGCUGCCCUUCUCACCUGCCCCUGCUGCUGCUGUCUCCUCGCGCGUCUGUCGGCCUCUGACCAGCCUCUCUCGGCGCCGUCUGUGCGCGCCCCGUCCUGCGCCUUGUCUCGCCCUUCCGCCUCCGUUGUCUCGGCAGCCUCGUCCCCUGCCCCUGCACUGGCCUCUGGAGUGCCGUCCUCUCCGCUUCCGGGUUCCCACGCCUGCUGCUGCGCGGGAGACUCUUCCUCGGGGGCUGCGGGACCCUGUCGGUGCUGCUGCUGUCAGCUCGCUCGCCUUCAAGCCUCCGAAAAGUGCACGGAGUCCCAACCCGCUGAGCGCGCGGCUGAUGCGCAGCGCCGCCAGAGGGACACUGCGCCGUUUUCUUCUCUCUUCUCUCCUUUGGCAUCUGCGCUGCGUUGCCCGAUCCGUGCUGAUUCCUUCGCGGCUUCAUCGUUGCCGUCGCAUCGCCCUCCUGGUUGCCUCCCCUCCACUUCAGUUUCAGCUUUCGGGUCUUCGCCUGCCGCAUGCGAAGAAGGCCAGCCACGAACGCUGGCGUCGCUGCGAGUCACUUACGCAAGCAUCAGCUGGGAACCAGAGCGAGAGGCUGCCUGCCUGACGCUCUGUGUGGCAGGGCGGGGAGAUUCCGAAGGAGGCACAGACGCGCGAAACGACGCAGGCGCCGAAAACAUCGCGGCGAGACCACAGCACAACAACGCGAGAGCUGGAGAGGCAGGCGAGCCAGUGGACAAACAACGAGCGCCAAGCGGAGAAGAGGAAGUCGAGCGACAGACGCGAAACGAGGGAGAGACGCGCGAAGACCGGAGGGGAGAUCCAAGGGCAAGGAGGGACGUUGGUGGACAGGCGCUCCGGCAGUAUAUCUUUGCAUCCGAAGCUCCUGAGAGCCUUGUGGCGCUGGCGAUGGAGCGAGCACGUCGGCGAGAAGCGAGAGGGAGAGAGCGGAAGAAGAAGGAGCAGGUGCUCCCACGGCAGAGUGAAAAGGGAGGAGAAGAAGCCUCUCGAAGUCCGUUGUGGUCCGCCGAGAACGAAGACCAGCAAUUUACUCCCCACGAGGGACCUCCAGUGUGCCAGAAGGCUGAGGAGAAACGACACAGGAGAGAACUCGCGUUGCUUGCGGCCGCAUCUCUUUUCAUGACGUUGAACUUCACUCCCUCGUCUCCUCUGUCUUCUCCUGCUCCGCCCUCUUUGACGCCACUUCCACCCUCCGUCGCGCCUCAAAGGGACCUGCCCAACGAGGAGGGGAGGCCUCAGGAACCCAGCACGAGCUCUUUCUCCUCGGUGUGUUUGCGCUUCUUCGCGUCUCGCCUUCGAAGCCUACAGAGAGAACUCGAGCUCGCUUCAUCUCCAGCGAGUCCAGGCGGGAGCGGACGGCGAGAAAAGCAUCCGCAGGAGAGGCAGGCGCACGCGGCCAACUCUCCGCGCAGUCUGAGCGGUGCUUGCCAGUCCUCGGCGUGUGAGAAGACGGAGCGAAAACCGAGGAGUGGGUCGUUUCUUUGUCUUUUUCUCAAAGAGUGGUCUGCGGUUGUGUCUCUCGUGUUUUCGUCCAUGUCUUUGCCGGCCUCUUCUCACUCGCUUUCUGGGUCUUCCCCGCAGCCACCCCGCUCUUUCGGGGCGUCGGUUGUUUUCACUCUCCGGCGACUGUUGGAGGACCCUGCGGGAGAAGAAGAACGACGGCGAGUGAGCGCGCUGCGUGACACAGACAGAGAUGUGGGAAGACUGCGGAAGCUGAUGCGCGAGGCGCUGCUGCGGCCGCCGCUCGCCCCCCGCACGUGGGUCGCCAGCCAGUGGCUGGGCAAUCGCUUCACCGACAAGGCCGAGAAAUUGCGUGCGUUGGAGCUCCUCCGCUGGACCUUCAGCGUGUGGACUCACGAAUUGUCUUUCGCCGCGCUGGUCACGCAGGUCUCGGGGCUGCGAGUGACCUCCGCCGCAGAUGCCGGCGAAGCGCCGGCUGCCGGCGCGCGGGCGCAAAGCGACACGCAAGCGGCGGAGGGGGGAGGCAGGAGACGCGAGGAGACCGGCCGCCAGGCUGAGGCGCGAUGGCUGAAGACAGAAGAGAGCGCGACACUCGCAGACGCGGACCCCGAAAUGGCGUAUAAAGUUCCCCUUGUCUGCAGGCUGUGCGGAAAGAUGAGUUUUCCGCAGUCCUGUCGGACGAGCGUUGACGUCCACGUCUUGCAUCUCCUCAAGCGCCACUGCCGCCUCGCGCCUCUCUGGGCUCUGCUUCUAGACAUCCGCGCAGUCCCGUUCUCGGUGCGCCCGCUCUUUCUGCAAGUGGUCGCCUCUCGCUUGGAAAAGAAGGAGACUUUUUCGGCGGCCCAGUGGGGCCACGCGGCGGGGGGGGUGUUGCCGCGCGAGGCGAAGGCGAAGAGAGCGAGCGAGCCGAAGCGAGACGCGAAGAAGGACGCCUCGUCCAAGAAGGCCUCGGCGCGAGCAGAGCGAGAGCUGGCGGAAGGCACGUGCAGCGCCUCCAGCGGCGCUCUGCGGAAAGGACCGCUCAGCGCCCAGGGUCGGCUUCUGCAGUCUCUGGUCUUCCCCCCGUCGCGUGAGCGGCUCGAGCAGAGUCUGGGGCACGUCAAAGACGCGCUCUUCGCGCAGGCGCGCGUCUCGGCGAUCGUCUCGCUACUUCUUCUGCUUCUGUCCGAAGAGACCGCCCGCCAGCUCUCUCGGUCCGCGGCGUCCCGGGAGGCCUCCGCAGGCCCUCCAGUUUUGCCCCUGUCCAGGGAGAAGCAACGGACGCUCUCGGAGACGGUCUCAGACUUGCUCAAGGCCGUUGUGGAGGCCAAAGCCCCGGGGUCGGGAACGAGUAUUCACCUUCUUCGUUUGUCUGCACUCAGUCGCGUACAACCCACGCGCGAAGGAGGGAAAAGCAAGUCUUCCUGUCGUCCCCCCCCCGGCGACUUGCUGACUUUGCUGAGUCGCGAAGACCAGGCGCUGCUCCACUCUCUCGCCUCUUUGGCUCCGCACAAGAAGUCGCUGGUCGUCUCUGCGGCGCCCUCUGCAUCUAGGCUCCACCUCGCUUCCACGCCUCGCCCGUCGUCUCCCGGGUCUCCCACGCGCCUCCGGUCGUCCGCGCCCGACUGGAGUCUGCCUCGCCCGCCCUCUGCCGGCGGCAGAAUGGAAGAGUCUUCCAAUGCCUCACACGCUUUGUCCGCGCUUCCCGGCUCGUCCGUGUCUCCUUCUCUCUUGUCGCCUGCGGCGGGAGGGAGAGGAGGCGUCUCCCUCUACGGCCCUCCCGCUGCGCUGGGGGCUGGCGCGCGUGCGGCUGCGCGGCUUCUGCUUCCGCAGGCACCCGGUUUCGCAGCCAGAAGGGACGAGGCUGUGUCGCCGGCCUUCUCUGCCCCGUCGUCUCUCAUGUCUUUCCCGCCGCCUCUGUCGCUGCGGCCGGGCGAGAGGAGAGGCAAACCGCCGCUGCGGGUGAAUCAACUUUGCAACGAAGAGUACGAGGUCUACGAUGAGACCGCGCGACCCAGCGCGGGAGAUCUGGCGCUUCCGCCUCGCGGCCAGGGUGCGGAUGCGAUGCCGAGUCGCGGUCUUUCGGAGGCCUCCCCCGACGCGCUUUCGCAGCUUUCCGCGCCGUCUUCCUCCUUCUCGCCACUCCUCUUCUCCUCGCUCCUUCUCCCGCCGUCCUGCUCCUCUGUCGUGUCUGCGGCGGCCUCGGGGGCCUCCCUGUGGGGCGCGGACGCGGCCGGCGGCCGCGACGGGGGGGUGCCCGUGUCUCUGCUGCUUCCGCGGUUCUCUGCUGCAGCCGCGCCGAGCGACCAAGCAAAGCAUUUUCUUCUUCAGUUUCUGCCAGUCGUCCGCAGCUCGAAGCUGCUUCUACCCUCCGUCGUCUCGCUCGCCAUCGACGGGCGCGCGUGCACAUGCGGCCGGGCGAGGCGGGACAAUGGCAGCGCAGCGCGGGCAGCAGAAAAUGGACUAAAGGUCCGCUGCGGUUCGCGGGUCUCUGGUCCGCGCGCGAUGCGCGGACACUCGAGUCUCGAGUCCGUAGUCCACGAGUUCUUCGAAGUAGGCGGUCUCCGCUCUCGCCCCAAAGUCGCCACCGUCUCUCCGUCGUCGCGGCUUCCGCCCCUCCCCAACCCCCCCCCCUCGGAGGCGGUUCGCCCCCCGGAGGGAGGCCGGCAGGGGAGCGGCUCGCUGCGGCUGAGAGAAGGCGCGGGGCGAGCGGCUUCGGCGCGGACGCGUUCCGGCGGGUUCGGCCGUCCUGCGCGCGCUUCAGGGCUGGUGGCGGAGCCCUGCGACUCUCCGCCUGGAGGCGAUGCGAAGCGGGGGAACGGCGAGGCGCAGGCGGCCCGCCAGGAGGGAGCGCGAGCGGCUCGCCGCAGCCUGGCUGGCGCGUGGCUGCAGGAGGAGAUGCGAGGCGGCAAGGGCGACGACGGCGCCAAGACGCUCUCGACUGUCGCGUCGACGCCGAGCCUGCUCUCGCUGGGCGACGGCCGGCGAGGGGAAGAAGAACGAGGCCACCGGGAUGAGGCGGGUUUUGCCGUUCCAACACGCAGCGUCACCGCGACAACGCGCUUUUCGUGGUACGAGGCCUUUGCGCUCACGCCUCUGCUCUUGGUGUCGAACCGCGAAAGAAUCAGGCGCAGAGGAACCGGCCGCGCUCCGGAGGAGCCGGUUCCGCGCGGACUCGCUUCGCUAUCUUCUUUGAUGCAGCUGCCUGCCGAAAAAGACGCGCACAUCGUUCCGUGUGACACCUCCGAUUCAGCCGGUCCCCUUUCUUUUCUCCCGUCCACGUUUUCGUCCUACGCACUGCGAUCCAAGUGCGCUGGAGGCGCGGCCGCGUCUCCGCGCUUGUCUCCUUCUUCUCCGGUGUCGUCUUCACUUUCUUCUCUGUCGACCAGCUCGCCGCGCUCCAUCGCGUCUCUUCCUCGCGGCUCGUCUGUCCAUCUCCACGCCGCCUACUCGCCUCCCUCUCUCCCGCCUUCUGCGGUCCCUUGGCCUCCGGGGCCCGCGGCCUCCUCUCUCUCCCCGGGCGAGGCUGCCGCAGAGCCGGAGGAGGCUGCAGAGAGAGAGGAGCGGAGGCCGAGAAGGGGCGACACUAACGCUUCGCAUUAUCGUCGCCACCUCGUCGUCCUUCUGCCUGCGCCACACCUCGCGUCCGGCCUCCCCGGAGGCGCCGAGGGGGCGCGGCGAUUUCCGAUGGAGGCGAGCGGAGGCAGCGGCCCGAAGACGUUAAUCCUCGCUGAGAGCCAGAGCUGUCUUCUCACGGCGCCGUCUUCCGCGCAGAUACGCCUCACGCAGGUCAAUCAUUUACACGAAACGCCUCGUGGUGAAGCCAUCCCUUCGGCUUCGGAGCUCGCCCUUCCUGCCUGUGGAGGCGCCUCCUCGCCGUCAGUCUGGACACACGGUCUCCUGGGCCUCGCCGACUCUUCCUCUCUCCUUCCCUCCUCUGUCCUCUUCGUCGCCUUCCCUGCGGUUUGCAGGGCCCCCCGCUCCGUCCCCGCUCGCCCCGCAGGAUCCCGCGCGGACUCUUUGUCGGCUUGUGUUUUGCAGACAACCGCAGAAGAGCGGAGAGGAACGUGGGAGGCAGGCGCGGAAGGCGGACCCACAGAAAGGGGCGCGAGGGGACGUUGGGCGCCGGACCGACACCCACAGGGGCACGCUGCGCCCGUGACAGUUGGCAACGGGGCAAGCUGCGGAAGGGCGCGAGAGGGCGCCGCGAGCCUCGGCGUCCCUUCGUGUGUCUCCAGUGGAGACGAAGGCGACGAGUUGUCUGGCAGGCAAAGGUGCAGAGAGGACGGCAGCCGUCGGCAGGAGGGAGCCGUGAGCCUGCGCCGGUUCCUCGCUUUUCUGGCUGCGAACGGCUCGCGCUUCUCCUUCGUCUUCCGCGAGGCGGCUGCAUCGCCAGCGGCGCCAGUGGAGAGUGCGGAGGCCUCCUGGGGGGCCCCCGAAGCGCGGGAGAAAGGCGAAGUCAGAGGUCAGGCGCAAGAGCGCCUGACCUCCGCGCGGAGGGCGGGCGGGCGAGGCUCAAGUGCCUUUUUCGCCUUUUCGAACGGAUUUUCAAAACGGGAAGACGCAGGAGGAGCCCUGCAAGAGAGAGACGGCGCAGAGGGAACGGAAAGCGACGAGGAGGGAAGCGACGCGUGGAGAGUCUCCGCUGCUCAGGCAGCAUCCCUCGCCGCGCUCUGCUUCCAGGGCUGGGUGCCGCUCUUCGGUGAGGCCGCGGAGCUUCUCCUGGGCGAGGAGCGAGAGGGCGAAACGAGUGAAGCAGACGAAGAGAGCGGAGAAGAUGCGUGCGAGGACGGACGCAGACUGGAAGACUCGGAAUGCACGUGGACAGGGGGAGACAUCAAUAGGGCCGAAGGCGCGCCGAACUCUGGUGGAAAGAUAGGGAGCUCAGGCGCUUGGUUAUCGCGCGGCAAGGGGCAAAAAGAGGCCCUUCGGCACCUGCUGGAGGUCCUCAGCUACAAGAUGCAUGAGGAGACUGCUCGCGAAGGCGGUGGUGAAACAGCGGACGAAGGGAGAGCAUGCGAAGAGGGCGAGGAAGCGCAGGAAGGAGAGGGACAGGGCAAGAAGCUGUUCCGCGGAGUCGAGGAAGGAGGGAGAAGGACGACAGGCACCAUGGCGAGAAAAGGCGAGCGCCGUCGGGGUGACAUAUGCGAAGAGUUCGUUGUGGCGCAUCUGCCUGCCUCUAUUUGCUUUAAAGUAAAACAGGGUAGACCGGGCGAAUCUGUCUCGCUCGGCGAUAGACAGGAAGGCAGCGUCUUUUCUCGCGCUGGUGCCGGCACGCGCGCCCUGCCUCGAUCUGUUGUGAGUGUGGCGCAGUUUGUGUUUGCCCGGCUGCUCGCCGCCUUUUUCUCUUUUCUCGAAUGUGAAGAACGAGAGAACGAAGAGACGCCCGAGAGAAAUUUCGGCGCUGCCGGCCUGCCUCGGUCCUCUUCGCUGAGCUCCUCUUCCGCUGUGCUCUCCUCUACUGCAGUCCACGUGGCUGCGCUUUCAAGCCACCGCAGCAAGCGGGAGAGGCAAGGCGCAGCGCCAAAUGAAGGAAGAAUCGAGGGAGCGCGCGCCGAGGACGAGCAAAAGAGAAGAAGGCUGGAGAGCGAGGCGGAGGUGCCGUCGAUGGCGGCAGUUGGGACAGAUGACGCGGAAGAAGCGAAGACGCGUGAGAAGUUUUGCGCGCCGUGGAAGUCUUUCGAGGCACGCAGUCCGCCGGGGUCUCUGCAUGUCGACGAGAGGGACGCGGGCCUUCUCAACUCAGCCGCCCAAGAAGAAGAGGGAGACAAGGAAAGCGAAGCAGAAGAGAGCGAACCCCGGCGCCUCGGGGGGCGCGCACACGAAAGCGGCUGUCCCCACGUGGACGCAGGGAACUUCAUCUCGCGCGCUCCGAUGGCGCAGGAGCGACUGGGGACGGCGGAGGUGGACGCACGUGAGAGCGCGGAAGAGGAAGACGAAGCAGAGGAGCGCAGAGACGAAGACGUGGAGCGCGCACAGUGCGCCCUAGCCAAUGUCGUUCUUCCAGCUCCCCCCCUUGCGCGCGAGUGCGUAGCUUUCGGGGGUUUCGGGAGGCUUCCCGACGACACGCGGACUGGCAUUCGGCUUCAGCUGACUCCGUUCAUUGCGCGGGCGCAGCGCGGCAUCCCCCUUCUCUUCCGCCACCAGCUGCAGCGGAGCGGUAUGCGUCAACACGACCUCGUUGAUCUCAUGUCUUUCUCUUCUCCCUCUUCCGUCUCCUCGCUUGCGUCUCUCCCCUCGUCACCCCCUUCGUCUUCUUCGUCUGUCGCGCCUGGCAAAGCUGCCUUCUCUGCCUCGCCCUCCGCUGGCUGCGCGGCGGAGCUUCACUCCCGCGCCUCGGCGCCUCCGCCCCCAGACGCCUCCCCUGCGUUGUCGUCUGCCUCUCCUGCUCCUUCGUGUCUCUUGGCUCUUUCGGCCGCCGCAGCACCGCAACGAGCGUGCGCCGCGGAGACGGGAGACGAAGCGGACAGGGAAACGGCGGAGACGCGCAGCCGCCGCCCGCGAGGAGAUCGCGAACGCGACGUUGGGCAUAAAAGAAGGGCGCGAGGACGAAGAGACGAGGAAUUUGAGGACAGGGCAGCCGACGCACCAGAAGAAACAGACGAAGAAAGCGCGAGAGAAAAGAAAGACGAGCUCGACUGGACCCGCGUUGACCUUUUUGCGUGGGAUCUGCGUGCCGAGAACGGACUGUCGGCCUCUGACGCAUCGAGAGGGUCAACGAAAUCCCGCGGCGCCGCGGCGCUCGCCUCGCCUUCGUCGCCUUCACCGGGCGCCGCACGCGACCUACUUUCUGCGGUUUCGGCAUCUGCGCCCGCGGUGGUUUGUGCCUCGUCUCCGGACGCAGGAGCAGACGCGGUUGGGGAAGAGCGAGCCAAGGGAGACGACAGGAUGAGUUCCCUGCACGCGACGUUGAAAAAGAAGCGAAGAAGGAAGCAGCGGGCUCUCGUAGUCAAGAAAAAAUCGAAGCUGGCGUCGCCACUUCAUCGCGCUGGCGCGGCGUCGCACUCUUCUCUGCUCCUGAAGGCGAAGAACCUCGCUCUGUGCAUCGAGGGGCGCCCUGGGGGGGCGAAGAAGAAGAGUCGCGCCGCCCUGGUUCCGCGCGGACACAAAUACUCGCUUUUCGCGCUGUCGAGUCACAAAGCCGCCAGCCUCGCCUCGCGCGUCUCCGCCGCCUCGCGGCCGAUUCGAAAGGCCCGCGAUCGCCCAAGACUGCGCAGCAUUCCGCUCUCGCCCACGUCUGCGGUCUGCGCCUCCUCCUGCGUCUCUUCUGCCUGCGCGGGCUCUACCGAGGCCUCUGCAGCUGCGGGGAGGCAGAGGCGAGAAUGUCUCUCGCUGGCUUCUGCCGCCCCUGCGCGACACUCGCAGGAACGCCGCCCGCCGCUCGCAGGCUCCAGCAGCGCGCGUCUCCUCGCCGCCCACUGGCAAGCCGCCGACCCCGAGCUACUCUCGCUCGCUGCGGAGCGAAUGCAAGAGCGAAACGUCUCUGCGUUCGACGGCCUCCUCAUCGGAGAGGACGGCAGGCUGCCGGAAAAAGCUGACUUACAGCUCAGGAGAAACGAACUGUUUUUCGCGCUCGAGUCGCAGCUUCGUCUGAAUCGAACGGCUCACCUCUUGGAGGCUACGGCCGCGCGCUGCGGGGCGCGCGUGCCUCCGUUCGUCGUGCGCACGAAGCUGCUCAAGCUGGGGAAGUCUCGCGUCCACGGGUGGGGAGUGUUCGCGGCGGAGCCGAUAUGCAAGGACGAAUUCGUCAUUGAGUACUCUGCAGUCGUCGUCAGCGAGGCGAUGGCUAACUUCAGAGAAUGGCAAUACAUGCAGAGCAUGGGCGGAAGCACGUAUCUCUUCAAGUUGAAAAACAGCACGAUCGCCGACGCCACGCAGAGCGGCGCAGUGACGCGAUUCAUCAAUCACUCCUGUCACCCCAACUGCCAGACUCGCGACCUCGACGGGGGCAGUGACGACGAUGGCCGCAACUGCCACGUCGGUAUUUUCGCCCUGCGCGACAUCGCGAUUGGUGAAGAGCUCUUCUACAACUACAGCUUGUCGGAAGGCGCGCUGGGUCACGAGGCGUGCCACUGCGGCGCGCCGGGAUGCAAAGGCGUCAUGUAG